Molecule: messenger RNA, 582 nt
Organism: Topomyia yanbarensis
Lineage: Eukaryota; Metazoa; Arthropoda; Insecta; Diptera; Culicidae
Exons: 1
Coding region: 1-582 (193 amino acids)
Source: RefSeq, a predicted model, not a curated record
AUGCCUGACAUAGCAGUUAACAAUAUCGUGGAAGAGAUGUGCCUCGAUCGCUGCCCAAGACAUGAUGUAAAGAUCGUCAUCGGCGACCUUAAUGCUCAGGUUGGCCAGGAGGUGGAAUACAGACCGGUAAUUGGAAGGUUCAGCGCCCACCAGCAGACGAACGAGAACGGCCUAAGACUAAUCGAUUUCGCCACCUCCAAGAACAUGGUCAUAAGGAGCACCUUCUUCCAUCACCGCCUCCUGCAUCGAUACAUCUGUAGAUCACCGCAACAAACAGAGACGCAAAUUGAUCAUGUUCUGAUUGAUGGACGGCACUUCUCGGACAUUAUCGACGUAAGGACCUAUCAGGGCGCUAACAUAGACUCGGACCACUAUCUGGUCAUGGUUAAACUGCGUCCAAAACUGUCCAUAGUGAACAGUGUAAAAUACCGGUGCCCGCUGCGGUAUAACCUGGACCGACUGAGGGAAACCAACGUCGCGACAACAUACGCGCAGCAUCUUGAAGCAACACUGCCACUGGAGGAGGAACUCAUCGAUGCUCCCUGUUGGGGAGAUGGCCAAUUACCUUCAAUCCGUCGAUAG